AUGAUUCUUUCGAGAAUUUCGAUUCUCGUACGGAACUCCCAUUCCGUUGCCAUCAGCGGUUUUGAAAAAUGGGAACCCAGACAGAGACCUUAUAUUUACGGUGGAGGGCUAACUGGCAAAUAUCUUUUACUACAAUUUCAUUUCCACUGGACAUCUGAUCAUUUAUAUGGAAGUGAGCACACAAUAAAUAAUCUUCAUUAUCCCGUUGAAGUCCAUUUAGUACAUGUCAAGGAAGAAUAUAAUACAUUAACAGAAGCUUUGGAACAGCCAGACGGACUUGCAGUUGUCGGAAUAUUUAUGUAUAUAGGGAAUGAUGGAAGUUCAAUGGCAAAUUUAGAAACAGGAUUGAAAAGGGUGGUUGAACAAGGCAAGGAAGAAACGAAAAUUUUCAAAAAUAGGGAAAAAUAUUUACAGACUCGGCAACACUAA
Molecule: messenger RNA, 429 nt
Organism: Meloidogyne enterolobii
Lineage: Eukaryota; Metazoa; Nematoda; Chromadorea; Rhabditida; Meloidogynidae
Source: the annotation of a GenBank genome assembly